GAAGCAAGUGCGCAUGUGCACGCUUCAGCCCCAACCCCCUUGCUCUGCGCAGCUCCCUAGAUCAAGGCCGUGUGUGACCUGUGCAGACUGACCUGGAGCCCAUAGGCGCAGUUUCCUGGGUCGCUGGGACCUGAGCCGAUGCCUAGGAAGCAUCUGUACCCCAGCGGCCUGUCCUUGGUCUAGCUGACCUGUCAGAAGCGGGGUGGCCGGUCCAUCAUCUUCUGGACCUGCAGCGCACCAGGCUCCAGGGAGGGGCGAGAGUCCAUUGCAGAUUUCGGGAUACAUAGCAGCAGGAUGUCAGAGACCACGGCCAUGAACCUACUAGAGGAUUGGUGCCGAGGGAUGGAAGUGGACAUCCACAGGUCCUUGUUGGUCAUUGGUAUUCCGGAGGACUGUGGCCAAGCAGACAUUGAAGAGACCUUGAAUGCUAUUCUCUUGCCGCUGGGCACAUACCGUGUGCUGAACAGGAUCUUUCUGAGGCAUGAAAAUGUUAAGGCUGCGCUUAUUGAGGUUAGCGAGGGUGUGAAUCUGAGCUCCAUACCGCGCGAGUUCCCGGGAAGGGGCGGUGUUUGGAGAGUGGUCUGCAGAGAUGCCACGCAGGACGCAGAGUUUUUGAAAAACCUGAAUGAAUUCCUAGAUGCGGAAGGGCGCACCUGGGAAGAUGUGGUACAUUUACUGCAACUUAACCAACGCCCAGCAUUGCAGAAUCGAAGCCAGUCUUUGCAGAAUUGGGUAGGAUCUUUGGGGAUGCUCCUGGGGGCCGUCAUGCCAAUCAUCCUCCGCAAGGACGCUGGGAUCCGUAGUCGGGAGGAAGCCAGAGCUGAGGAGGCCACUGAGGCCGAGUUGAUGGCAGGUUGGGUUUCAGCGAGGACCAAGAUAAAGAAGGAGCCAGGGCUUUGUGUAGAUGUGAGCUCUGCCUUGAAGAUGGAGGAUUGCAACCGUUGGCGCAGAACAGAAGACCACCGUGACCCCCUGAAACCUCUGGUUGGCAGGUCUGGAGGUAAGAUUCGCUCCAGGAGAAGGAAGCAGAGGAAAAAUCCUAAGCAGCAACCAAUAUGCUGGUCGAAACCCAAAAGUGAUGGUCCGAAGAAUACCACUUAUUUGGAAGAUUCUGGCACUUCUGCGGCUCAAAGCCUGUUGAUCUCAGAAUCUGUCAAGAGCAACAAGAAACCCUUUGUGAAGCAGGAACAGACAGCUUGGAAGAAGAAAAGAGCCUGGAAGGUUCCCAGGGAUCUGCCUCAGGAUGCCAGGCUUGCAGGAGAGAGGUCUGAAAGUCCAGAGAUAUCAAACCAAGAUGAUGGUCCCAAAAGCCCCCCAAAGAAGAGGGCCGUGGACUGGAUCUCAAACAGGAUCCCCAGCCCCAUGAGGAAGAAGAAAGUGGGCCUGGGCCCUGUCUCUUAUGUUCUGGUUGAUUCCGAAGGCACCAAGAAAAAGCCAGUGAUUCCAAAGAAAGGGCCUGGAUUCCGGAGAGGUGUGGUGGCUCAGAGGGCUCCCCAACCUGCCGAGGCACCUGCUUCAGUAUCCAGGGCUCAGAAGGCCAAGGCAGGAGGCUUCCCUCAUGUCUCCAAAGAUUCUAGAAAACUUUAAUUCGGGGAACCAUGUACCUGGAGAGAUGAAAGAAGACCGAGGAGGAAGUUUCAAGUUAGGAACAAACUUUUUCUUUUGGUUGAAUGAAAACACAACUUUGAACUGUCUGGGAACCCAGUGUAUCGGGGCCUGACUUGUGCAGGUAAAGGCUGUAAGGUCUUAGGUGGUGGUGGUGGAACUGGUGAUGAGGGGGUGGUCUCUCUCUCUCUGCCUUUCCCUCUGUUGGGGCUACUUUUCACCUCUGUUCACUCUCAAAGAUGGAUGAGGUGAGAAGUAACAGUAAAAUUCCAGAAACUUCUAUCUCUUUUACCCAUGGGAAGGAUCAGUGUUAUGCUCACCCACAUCCACCAUUCCUUCCCUUGCACUCCCUGCUUCCUCUUCGGGAGACUCAGCCCACACGGGUCUGGAAGAGCAGGGUGGCUUGCUUCUUGUACUGUGAGCUGAGGGUAGGUCAGGCCCUGAUGGAAGCAGGCCUGCUUUCCUUGCUACCUUCAUUUUUCAACAUCUGUCCUCUAGUAGUCUAACCAGAAGUCAGUUAGGUCCCCAGAAUUAGCUCUGGAAAAAACCAAAUAUCUACCUAUAUCCUUGAGUCGUUAAAGAAGAUGGGGUCUGGGAGAUGGCACAGUGGGUAAGAGCUCUGAAAACAAGGGCCUGAAUUCGAAUCCCUAGAACUCAUAUAAAAAGACUGGUAUGGCUGUCCAAGCUUGUAACAUCAGCACUGGGGGGUGGUGACAGGUGGAUCCCGGCCAGCCUAACCAAAAAGGUAAGCUCCUAGUUCAGUGGGUGACUCUGUCUCAAGACAAAAGG
Molecule: messenger RNA, 2394 nt
Organism: Nannospalax galili (Upper Galilee mountains blind mole rat)
Lineage: Eukaryota; Metazoa; Chordata; Mammalia; Rodentia; Spalacidae
Gene: Pnma8a
Product: PNMA family member 8A
Exons: 3
Coding region: 295-1587 (430 amino acids)
Source: RefSeq, a predicted model, not a curated record